AUGGCCAACGAUGAAUACAUGAAGGCCAGGAAGUUUGAGAGUGGGCUUCGCGGACCAAUUCAAGACCGGGUUAAUUUGCUCGAUAUGCCGACUUAUGUCGAAGUAUUGGACAAAGCCAUUCAGGCCGAAGCUAACCUGAAUCGAUACCAGAGCUCGGGAGAGAACCAGCGAAAAAGGCAUAACUAUGACAACCGCCGAGGACAGUUGGGCACCAAGAAAAAGACGAGCAUGGGCAGUACUAGUAAUCUAAGGCAGGAAGGUAAUGCUAAACUGACGUGUCCGGACUGUGGGAGGCAACAUUUCGGGAUCUGUCGCCGGACAUCCAGUGCUUGUUAUGAAUGUGGUGAGAUGGGCCAUUAUGUGAGAGAUUGCCCCAAGGCAAAGGCUGACAACAAUAAGAAAG
Camellia sinensis is the source of this 403-nucleotide messenger RNA. Lineage: Eukaryota; Viridiplantae; Streptophyta; Magnoliopsida; Ericales; Theaceae. The record is from RefSeq and is a predicted model, not a curated record.